UUUCAGAUUUCUUCAACAUUGGUAAUUUCUUAGCAUAGAAAACUAGACUCUCUAUGAGCGCUUUUUCGGAUUUCUUCAAAAAAGCUCAUGAUGCUCUCAAUGGAAUUCGUGGCGUGAACUCAUUUUUUCUGGGUCGAGAUGGCGACGUUGUAUAUUCCAAAAAUAACGUGUGCGUUCAUGAAACCGACGCAAAAGCAGGAGAAGAUGAAGCGCACUGUCCCGGAUAUCUUACUGUACACUGCCAAUGUGAUGAGUCCAUGGGUCUCACACUGAUUUUGCAGUGGUUGCCGAAUUUGACGUUGCAAAAGAAUCCACAAAGCAUAAGAAGUGUGUCACCACGUGGGAAGCAAAAUCGAGAUGAGAAUGGACAAGCCAUGCCCGCUAAACCAGCAGAUGAAGUCAAAGUUUCUCUACUCUCAGAUGAAGAAAGUAGUGUCUCACUUGACAUUCAAAUCGAAGAGUGCGGCACUGCAGUGCCUGUGAAACAGGUGAAACGACCAACAACUUUGGUACCUUAUGGACAGCAAGAAGAUCAUAGUUUUAAUGAUGCACUAGGCGUUCCAUCAAUUAAUGUUAUACCCCAUACACCAAUCAAACACGAGAACAAUGAAAUUCGCACUGAAAAUGCAAAAGAUGAAUCUGAUAAAAUGUCGCAAUCCUCAUUGUCUACGUCUUGCGCCGACGAAAUGUCGGAUAAGGAAUUAAGCUCCUCGGAAGACGGGGAUGAUGAUUGUGAAAAGCCAGAUCCUGGGGUAGGGCUGGAGAAGAUUUUGGAAUCAACACAGAUGUUCGAUAAAACUCCAGAACAAUUUGCACUAGAACACGAUUUAAUGCUCACUGACACAAAGAGCAAUGACAGCGAAGAACAAUCUCGAGGCCGUAAAAAAGCGGCAGGCACUACCAGUCUUUUCUCGGUCAAUCUUGGAAAAAUGCGGAGCAUGCGUGUGUUCUACUCGAACACGGAGUGCACAUCCGGGCAAUUAGUGAUCGCCACUCUUGACUCGCAUUACAAGAUCCUUCAUUUUCAUCAUGGUGGACUGGACAAACUCGCCUACAUCUUUGAACAAUGGUCGUCAAUAAAGGCGCGAAGCGUGCAAGAAGGCUCUCCGUCAGCAAUAGCCGAUAAGCAGCUUAUAAUAUGCCAGCCUGCAGUCACAAAAGUGGAAAAAGAUCCAGAAGAGGGGUUAUUUGAGAAGAUAACUCUAAACACUUGGAGAAGUUAUGAGAACAAAUCGGGUGUUAUAAUAGACAGUGGCACUGUAAGGAAGCAUAUUUUCUUUGCCUCCAUGGAUGUAGAGAUGCGUGAGAAAGUGUGGCCCUUUUUACUACGAGUCUACCCUUGGGAAUCAUCAGCAGAUCAAAGAGAAAACAUUAAAAAUGAUUUGUUUCUCGAGUACCAAAAUAUUAGGAAGAGGCGUUAUCGCGUCACUGAGAAUGCUCAGGCUCGCUGGAUUUCUAUCGAGAACUCAAUUGUGAAAGACGUUGUCCGGACAGAUCGAAAAAAUCCGUUUUUCGCAGGCGACAACAAUCCAAAUAGUGAAAUCAUGAAAAAUAUUCUUCUAAACUAUGCGGUCAUGUAUCCAGAUAUAAAUUAUAUUCAAGGAAUGUCCGACCUUCUCGCACCACUUUUAAGCACCCUGAAAGACGAAGUAGACUCAUAUUUCUGCUUCAAAAAUUUUAUGCAACAAACCGUAUUCUCGUCCACGCCACAGGGAAACGAAAACUUAAUGGAGACCAAUUUGACAUAUCUCAGAAACAUGUUGAGAAUGUUUGUUCCAGAUUUCUAUGAACAUCUUGAAAAACAAAGACCGGAUGCAAUGCAGCUGAUGUUUGUACACCGUUGGAUUCUGCUCUGUUUCAAGAGAGAGUUUCCAGAAAAUUACGCACUUCAUAUCUGGGAGUGUUGCUGGGCUCAUUAUCGUACCAACUACUUUCAUCUCUUUGUAUGUGUUGCAAUCGUCUCAAUUUACGGAAAAGACGUCCUAACACAGGAUCUCCCACACGAUGAGAUUCUGCUCUUCUUCGCAUCACUCGCAAACCACAUGGAUGCGACUUUAGUCUUACAAAAAGCUCGUGGACUUCUCUUUGAGUUCACAAGAAUGGAAAAAAUUCCGUGUGUUUUGGAAGGUCUGUGCUCUGCAGAAAUGGAGCAGUGGAACUCUCACAAGUCGUACCGAAACUUUUAUUGUAAUCAGAGUCAUAUUGAUAAAGAAUCAUGCCCAUACCAGUGAUCGAUUCCGGAUAGACGUAUCAAUCAGCUUUUCAUCGACCAUAUUGACUUUUUUUUUCAAAUUUUCGUACAAAUCCUUAGUUUUUCUUCUUUUUUAUCCUGAAUUUUAUUUCACCUUUCAAUUAUUUUUUCAAACAAAAUAUAUUUUCACAAUUCUCUUCGAAAAGUUCAAGACAAAAUAAACGUCAUUUUAAAAA
This is a messenger RNA of Caenorhabditis elegans, 2427 nucleotides long. It is a transcript of the gene tbc-16, whose product is annotated as Rab-GAP TBC domain-containing protein. The transcript has 17 exons. The coding region runs from base 54 to 2231 and encodes 725 amino acids. The record is from RefSeq and is marked reviewed. Lineage: Eukaryota; Metazoa; Nematoda; Chromadorea; Rhabditida; Rhabditidae.